This is a messenger RNA of Anopheles darlingi, 3447 nucleotides long. RefSeq names its product myb-like protein AA. Lineage: Eukaryota; Metazoa; Arthropoda; Insecta; Diptera; Culicidae. Bases 429 to 2129 code for a protein of 566 amino acids. The transcript is spliced from 2 exons. The record is from RefSeq and is a predicted model, not a curated record.
ACCGCCGCGCCAUCUUAAACCGUUCAGAAAAGGCCGCGCUUUCCGGAACCGUUUUUUGCUGUUUUUGUGGGUUUUGUGCCGUUUAUCGUCCGUUUUUUCCAGGCCGGUCCUAUCGCAAAAAGUGCUUCCGUGCAGCCAACUGCAAGCGAACGUGAAAAACCGUGAAAACAACGAGAAACAGCCAAUUGCCAGCCGCAGCGGUGCCCUCGACGAUCUGCGUGUUUUCGAGCAAAAGGGCUGCCGGAAAGAUUCACGGCGUCCGUGAAAAGCGUUAUCCUUGUUCCGUGUUAUUUCGUGUUCUUGUGCGUGUCUCUUUACCGAAAUCGUUGCAUUUGAAGCGACAGCGCCAGCGGUAACGAAAAAAUCGUCCGAGCCCUUCACCAAAGUUAUCAUCGCUCUCGGAACGCGGACUCCGCAGCAGGAAAAGGAUGUCGCUGCAUGUGUCGAAUCAGUCGACCGGACGCCGGUCGACACAGGUGUAUCCGAGCGGAUUCGGGGCCCCUCCCGGGGCUAGCUCUACCACCGGUGGCGCGAGCGCCAACAACAGCACACCAACCAACGGAUCGGGAGGCGGUGGUGGACGCUCAUCGAAGGGUGGUUCCGGUGGCAAGCAAUCGAUGAUUCCCGUGCUCACUACAACGCCGGUUGCUAGCAGCAACGAAACUGCUACCGUAGGCGCUAAUAUCACGACGUCGCAUUUACCUCAGUGGGAAAAGCUGCAGCAGCAAUACCAGCAAGACCAUCAGCAGCAGCUCAUUUUGGCCAAACAGCAGCAACAGCAGCAACAGCAGCAGCAGCAGCAACAGCAGCAGCAGCAGCAGCAGCAAUCUGCGACAGCACAGCAAGGUGGUCCAGUUGCUAAGGAAACGAAAAAGCAAGCUAACACUAAUGGUAGCAGCAACAACGGUACAAGCAAUGGUUCUGCCGAUAAGGGGGUGGCUGCUAGCACCGGCGGUGCUGCUACCCAGCCAGUGGUUUCCGAAACCGUUCCGAAAGUUCGUGACAGUCCCCGUUCCAGUGGUCGCUCGGUAACACCUCAGCAACAGCAGAAGCAACAGGUGGCGACAGAGCAGGCCACUGUUGCUGGCACUCCGCCAAAAACACCGGAAAAGCAAAAGCAGCCUCCAUCAUCGGGUAACAAUAGUGGCAGCAAGCAGCAGCAACAGGUCCUGCAGCAGCAGCAGCAGCAGCAGCAGCAGCAAUUGAAACAGCAGCGAGAUGAGAUUAAGGCGGCCGCUGUUGCGUCGGGGGCGUCACUGUUGGCCGAGAAACCACCCCACGGCCUCGGUGUAGAUGGUGAUGAGAUGGAAUCGUUGCUGCUGGAACCAUGGGACAAUGAGGAAGAUCAAGACGAUGACAAAUGUCUCAUUCAUUAUGUGGAGGCACCGCCUGGCCCUGCUAAUCCUUCCAAGCCGGGAACAGUGAGCGAUGCAUCACCGAAAGAGGCUGUCGGAGGUGCCGCAAUCGAUGAACCGUUGAUCAGUCGUCCUUUGCGUUCGAUCUCGGGUCGUCGAUCAACGCGCCCGAUCGCCAACAUCAUGCUGACGCACCGCCGUUCGAACGAACUGAACGACUCCGUUUCGAGCAUGAACGUCACGGUCGGAUCGGACAUUCACAACGACAGUCUACGCACACCACUGUCUGCUUCUCGCAAGCGCAAGGAUCUGAGUCCGCAGUCGGUUACAGCAGGCGGUGACGCUGCCGGCGGCGAGGGCCUCGAAAGUCCCAAGCGGGCUCGUUUGGAUUUUAGCGGAUUCCUCGACAUGGUCUCGACCCCUGUCACGAUGCUCAAGAAUCGGCUGUCACGUGUGCGACUGCACACAACGAGCACUCCGGGAUCGCUAGGAGAUACUGAGCAACCGUUGGCCACCGCGCUCGAAGAGGAAUCGAGCGCCGCUGUACCGAUUACGACUGCGACGGUGGCUGAUGAUGAGCCAGCCGCCAAUGACAGUAAUAAGUCGUCGAUGCAGGUCGAUGCGGUCGAGGAGCAACUGGCAGACGAUAAAAAGGGCGAGAAGAAGGUUGUUGCGGGUGUCGGGGAAAACUCCGAUGUCGUGAUCGAAGAAGGAGAAGAGGUGCAGGUUAAGGAUGUCACGGACAAGCAGAAACAAUGGUGUAGUAUUAUGUAAGGACACCAUCGCUUUAGACCGGGCCUGCAUUACCCGCACAACUAGUAAGGUCAAAGGGCAAGCGCUCUUCUCAACAUCAUCCUACUACAGCUGUGUUGAUGAUGAACAUUUGGCAUGUUAGACGAGCGCAACAGAGGUUCUGUUGUGCACGAGCUUUCUUUGGUUCUGUUUCGUGUAGUUUAUGUCUUGUUUCGGUUAGUUUUUCCAGAAGCUAGCCUCUGGUAUUUCGAAUACAACCCACAAAGACACGCAGUUGUCCCAGCUGUCUUUUAGCCAGUUACCCGUUCUAGUGAAGGGGUAUCUUCAGUUUUGUUAGCGUUAGUCUCUAGUAUCGCUCGUCGAAAGGCGCGGAACAGUCCGCUACGACCCGUAUACUAUUCUUUUAAACUGUUCUUAUCCCUUCUGUUCGAUUCAGCUUCCGCUUUUUAGUUAUCUCUCUCUCACUCACUUCCAAGCGUACUCCGACAUAUCUAGUUUCUGCGAGCGUUAGAUAAGCCUUCUAAUGUCGAUCUGAUAUUGGAUAUAGUAUUGAGAAAAGGGACGUUUUAAUAGAUGUCGAGGCGAAGAGGUUAACCCCAAGCGGGAUUUAUAUGAUGGGAGGGACAGUGAGAGCAAGGAAAAGCGUUUUGUUGAAAUAUGGCAUUAUGAAAUGAAAUGAAAGACAGGAAAACAAAAAUGCUUAUAUUCGAAAGGACACCUAUGGAUAGAAUAGCAUAACGACAACAAAUAAUCUCCGAUCAAUCGCACAGAAUGUGAACAUGUGUAAAAUGUGCGCGGCCCACCCACUAACCCGUUUUAGCUCGCGUCUUGUAAGGCAGCAAAUUUUAUUUUGAAUAUCGAGUGAUGGAAAACAGAAGAUGGGGAUAGCAUUAACUGUAGAAAGCCGCGCUAGCACCACCACCACCCUCACACAGAAAACAGAUUAUCAUUACAUGAGUAAGCAGUAAACAUAUUGGUACAACAUAGUUCAUGAAGAGCACGCAAAGAGCUAGAAGACAGAGAAGAAUCUGAAGGAAAAAUGGAAAUUGGCAUUGGCGAGGUAACAAAUCUGUUAUCAGCGUCAAAUCAAAUUGAGCAGCAUCGGUGGGAAGGAAGGAGAUAAAGAUACCCUCAGGGUCGACCGAUUAAUUGUUCUUCCACUGAUCGCCAAAUGUCAGGCCAGAAGUAGAAGAAACGAAGCUCAAUUUUUUGAUUGUUCAAGAAUCGGGAAGAACUCAAAACGAAUUACAGAGCCACUCAUUGUCGUCUUCGUCGUAAAGAAUGUGUUUCUUGCAAUCAUUUAUACAAAUACUUUAAUAGAAAUAAAAUACAAGUACCC